This is a messenger RNA of Clonostachys rhizophaga, 1536 nucleotides long. The record is from the annotation of a GenBank genome assembly. NCBI's taxonomy places the organism in Eukaryota, Fungi, Ascomycota, Sordariomycetes, Hypocreales, Bionectriaceae.
UUGGUAUGUUGCACCUCUUCUCUUGACCUCAGCUCUCGACUUCUCGUGGCUGUGUCCCUCGACCUGGGAUUUCACCACCUCUUCUUCGCCCUUUCACAGGCUUCAUUCAACGCCCGCCAUACAUCCGAGACAGUGCUGACAACCAAGGAAAUAGAUACCACUUUCGUCAGUUGUGUUUCCAAAAAAGCCGUUACAAUGAACGAUCUCAAGAAGAAGGACCCGGAGCGUGCAGAUUCCGCCUCCGACUCUACACCUGUCGCCAAGCACAGGCAUCAUCUGAGCUUGAAGAAGGCAAUCAUGUGGGCUAUUCUUCUCGCCUUUGGCGUCGGCGCUGUUUUUGGGCUCGGCGUCCUCGCCUCCGUUUGUGAACGUUCGCUCCACUCGAAUCAUGGUCUCGCUGUGUUGGAGUCUCCUGAAGUCCACAAGGAUCCCAAGCUGGACACUCGCGAUGACGGCCAUGCUGAAGAGGAAUUCCCCCCUUCCAUUAUGCCUCCUGUCCCACGCCUUGUCGAGGAUGUUCCCAUGUCAGUGGCGUCUCCCACUCCUACUCCUUCUGGUGGUGAAGGUCUUCUGAUCCCUAUCUCUACUCAGACUGAGCUGUCUACCAUCUACAGCUUGAGCAGAAUCCCCAAGUCAACUGAGUAUCCUGUCACUGCGGAAGCAUCUACCUCCGUCGCUGAAGAUACCAGCUGCAUCGUGUCCGUCGUGACCACCGAGACUAAGAUUGCUGUUGUCACCGUCACCGUCAUCCCAACCACUUCUGACCACUGGUCUGGAUACUUGACAAUCACCGGCGACGCAUCCACCGUCACAGCAGUCAACACUGAGACUUCUUACACCAGUGGACUGCCAGAUGCCACUGUCUCCGGAAACCCAUCCACCAUUACGGAUGUCCAGACACAAGUCUCAGUCACCUCGGGUCUCCCCGACGCAACCGUCUCCGGGAAUCCAUCUACCAUAACCGAUGUCCAGACACAACUCUCAGUCACCUCGGGCCUCCCCGACGCAACCGUCUCCGGAAACCCCUCGACCGUCACCAACCUCGACGCCACCUACUCCCUGACAUCAACCUCCACCGCCCGCUACAACACAAAGCUCACCAUCGUCAUCUCCGACCUCUGGCAGACCACCUCGUCGACCCAUUCCACCGUCACCACGGUGGUCACGAGGGUCAGCACCGCGACCACCACCGAGUCCGCCGCCCAGCCCUACUCAACCCCCGUCGACGACGACAAGGACACCAGCGCCGCCGAGGUCUCCUACGCCUCCAACGUCGACGGCGCCACGGCCUCCUCCGACAGGCACGAGACCAUCUCGUCCACCGCCAGCAUCACCGCCACUGUCUUCCUCAGUGAGCCCCCCUACCCCAGCAACGGCACCGCGUCCUCCCACCCCUAUGGGACGCUGAGCAGCGUCGUUGCGCCUACCACCCCGGUCGUGGUCUCGGGAGCCGACGACAGAGCUGGACCGUCCGGCACCGGCCUCCAUCAUGUUCACGCCAUGGUGCUCGUCGCAGUCAUCAUGUUUCUCUACUAA